Molecule: messenger RNA, 414 nt
Organism: Rubroshorea leprosula
Lineage: Eukaryota; Viridiplantae; Streptophyta; Magnoliopsida; Malvales; Dipterocarpaceae
Source: the annotation of a GenBank genome assembly
UCGAAGUCCAAGGCAUCUACCAAAUUGAGAGAGGGACAGAGCAGCUAAAUAUGGAGGAGGACCUUAACCGGACCGAGGCAGAGGCCGGGAGAACGAGGGCAGAAGCUAGCGGCAUGAGAGAGGAACUAACAGAAAUGGAAGCUGCUGCUCAAGACAUGCAAAAUGAACUUGAAUUGGAAAGGUUAACACUCGAUGGACUCAUUGCCGAUUUGGUGCUCAUGCAACAAGCAGAACAGGCUCUCCUGGAGAUUCUGUUCCCACAAAACUAAAACCAUGAGUUUCAAAAAAUGUUUGGUUCCUCCCUUUGCAUCUUAUUAAUUUCUCAGACGAUAAAAUUAUCUGGAAUAGUCAUUCUAUUGAACCAAAACAGUCUUAUUGUUAUGAUUAUGUUAAAAAUGAAAUUGUUCCUUUUGA